Molecule: messenger RNA, 2284 nt
Organism: Vicia villosa (hairy vetch)
Lineage: Eukaryota; Viridiplantae; Streptophyta; Magnoliopsida; Fabales; Fabaceae
Exons: 1
Coding region: 90-1241 (383 amino acids)
Biological process (GO): chloroplast organization; regulation of DNA-templated transcription
Cellular component (GO): chloroplast
Molecular function (GO): double-stranded DNA binding
Source: RefSeq, a predicted model, not a curated record
UCACUUCGGACUGUGAAAAAGAACGCGUUGAAUGGAGCAUAAUCCUGCAAACUGAAACUGGGUCAGUACAAUCUCUUUUCUCUUCACAAAUGUAUCAUUUUCUCAUUGAUAGAUUUACCCGUCAUAGAAUCCUUCACUCUACUGUUCUAUGCCGCAAUGCUUAUUCUAUUUUCUUCAAUUCUUGUUCUUUCUCUGUUUUGAACACAAACCACCAUCAUCAAACCGACAACUUUACGUUGUCAGCCCUCGUAAAUUCAUGCGGUUUGUCCCCUGAAACUGUCCUUAAACUCUCCAAAAGGUUGCAAACCAUAAACCCUAAUGGCCCAAAUGCUGUUGUUCAACUUCUCACCAACCAUGGCUUCUCUGAUUCCCAGUUACGUAGCUAUGUCAAGAAACAACCUUCGGUACUUUUAUCAGAUGCGGAAAAGACCCUUUUGCCAAAGCUCAAAUUUUUGCAAUCCAUUGGGGUUUCAACCACUGAUCUCCCCAAAAUCCUAAUCAGGAACACUUCCUUUUUGUCAAAAAGCUUGGACAAACACUUAAUACCUCGCUAUGAGAUCAUUAGAAGCCUAGUUUGCAAUGAUAAAGAGGUGGUUUCAGCUUUGAAGCAUGGUUCCUGGAACCUUAACUGUGGCUGGGUUGUAAAUGAUGCAGCUCUGAACAUUGAGGUUUUGAGGAACCUUGGUGUUCCUCAAGGUUGCAUUUCCCUUUUGGUAUCCAAUUUUCCCGGUGUAGCAUUCACCAAACACUCGGUAUUUGCUGAGGCUGUUAAUUCGGUCAAGGAAAUGGGGUUUGAUCCAUCAAAGUCGAAUUUUGUUUUGGCACUCCAGGUGUUUGCGAAAAUGAACAAGGAUAUUUGGGAAUCGAGAUUUAAGAUUUUCGAGAAAUGGGGUUGGUCGAGAGAUAUGUGUCUUUCGGCUUUCUUAAAGCACCCGCAAUAUAUGAUGAUCUCAGAAAAGAAGAUAGUAAAAGCGAUGAACUUCUUGGUGAAUGAUACUGGUCUUAGCCCCGAAGAAAUUGCGAGAAGGCCUGGUAUGCUGAACCGCAACUUGGAGAAGACAUUUAUCCCUAGAUGGGCUGUUCUUAAAAUUUUGAGGUCAAGGGGUUUGGUAAAGAGUGAUUUACGCAUAAGUAGUGUUAUUUCGAUAAGUGAGGAAAAGUUUUUGGAGAGAUAUGUAACCCGAUUUCAGAAAGAUCUGCCCCUGUUAUUGGAUGCAUAUAAUGGUCAGGUGCUAGAUUGAUCAUCUUGGUAUACUCUAAUCUUUGAAAGUUUGAAUUAGUUAUACAUGAUUGCAAAAGUUAAUCAUUCAUUUUUUAUGGUUUGCGUUACUGGUUUUUAGAACUGAAUCAUUGAUAUGUUACUUAUACAUACCACUCAGUAGCUAUCUGCAAUAUGAAUUUUCCCCAUUUUAUGAAGUUGUAAGAGCAGAUUUUACCAAGAAAGCAAACCCCUACUGACAUUUAUUUUUUCUGUUAUGAUGGGAUUAAUUUGGCUACUACAAAUAAUCUUUAUGAUAAAAAUGCAAGGUAAACUCAAUGCUUAUGUUAAUACUAUGCUGAUGACCUUAUUUGUUCUCUUACUGCCUUUAUAUGGAACCAUUUUGUGAUGCAUGGUUAGGACUUUCUCAUGGGACUACCCUUGAUAAAGGGCGAACUACCUCAUUUCUUUCAGUCGUAAAGAAAAAGUAAGACUCUACCAUCUUCUAAAACCGCACCAAAUUCAUAGAUUUUUCUUUGAUGAGUGAAAACUAUCCAUCACAAACUUUGCAUCCAACUCAAAAUUAACAUGUUUCAAAUUUAUCUCUAUUAUCCAAUAACUACUUGAUGUAGGCCCAAAGCUUCAAACCAGAAAGAGGACUCAAAUUAUUUAAUAGAAAAGUCACCCAUUAUGAUUAUUUUGUGGCUCUAUUAGACCAGUUUCAGAAGAGUUAGCAAAUUAUGUUCUUUGCAUAACAAUAUUAAAACUAAAAGAAUCAAUAUAGUCUUAAUUUACAAAAUAAAUUAAACUAAAAGAAUUAAUACAAAUUUAUUUUACAAAAUAAACUUUUUUGCCCAAAAUUGAGUCAAACUCCGAACUUAUUAGAAAACUAUUCAAACAACAUUAAUUGAAAUUAAUUGUACAAACUCAAUUCUCUCAUAAUCCAUUAUGUCUAUCGUCAAUCUUAACUAGGGAUGACAAUUUGGCCCAUAUUCUAACAUUCAUAACAGGUAGGGUAAAUAAGCGAGGAUGGGUGCAGGCACGAGUACCUUACUACCCACCCUGCCUCAUACCCGUCAAUCUUAA